Malurus melanocephalus (red-backed fairy wren) is the source of this 1744-nucleotide messenger RNA. RefSeq names its product G protein-activated inward rectifier potassium channel 4-like. Gene Ontology annotation, molecular function: inward rectifier potassium channel activity. The record is from RefSeq and is a predicted model, not a curated record. Lineage: Eukaryota; Metazoa; Chordata; Aves; Passeriformes; Maluridae. The transcript has 3 exons. Gene Ontology annotation, biological process: regulation of monoatomic ion transmembrane transport; potassium ion import across plasma membrane. The coding region runs from base 1 to 1704 and encodes 567 amino acids. Gene Ontology annotation, cellular component: plasma membrane.
AUGGUGCUGCCCUACGGCCGGAACGGCGGCGGCGCCGGUGGCUGCCYGGUCCCGGAGGAGCCCCGCGGCCGCAGCAACUCCAUUCCCCUGGCGCAGACCCCCAGGGCCAAGCACAUGCUGGCGUACCUGCCCCGGCCCSCCGACAGCAGCCGCUACGGCACCUUCCCGCACAAGCCCGAUCUCCCGGCCGCUCCCGGGGCUCCGCUGGAGGACGGCGGGCAGCAAACCGCCGCCAGCGCUGCCAAGAGAAGCGCCCCGAUGCCAAACUACCCGUCCGCACCSCGCCGCGGCGGCUUCGUCCCCGGUGAGCCGUCCCUGGCGCCGAGCCGCGGGAGCCUGAGCGCCCAGCAGCACCGCGGCCGCCCGUCCUGGUGCCCCCCGCCCGCGCCGCAAGAGCCGGGUGCCCGCUUGUACCCGCUGCACGCCCUGAGCGUGGCCAACAUCCCCAACUCCUCCCGCGGGAAGAGCUCUGCCCGCAGCUCCACUGCUCCCACCCCAGAGGGGCUGCAGAGCCGGCGCUGCAARCUGCUGGAGGAGGAGAGCCCCAUGGCCCAGGCCGGCAAGCGGCAGCGGCAGCGCUACGUAACCAAAGUGGGCAAGUGCCAGGUGAAUCUGGGCAACAUCCAGGACAAGAAGAGAUUCCUCUCAGACAUCUUCACCACCAUUGUGGACCUCAAAUACCGCUGGUUCCUCUUUGUCUUCAUGAUGUGCUACAUCGUCACCUGGGUGGUGUUCGGCUUCAUCUACUUCUUUGACGCCUGGCUGCGGGGUGACGUGGGGCACCAGGGAGAUCCCGAGUGGCGGGCGUGCAUCGAAAACGUCGAUGGCUUUGUCUCCGCCUUGCUCCUGUCGGUGGAAAGCCAGCGGACCAUCGGCUAUGGCACCCGGAUGGUGACGGCCAACUGUGCCGAGGGCGUCAUCCUGCUGAUGGCACAGUCCAUCGUGGGYUCCAUGAUCGAUGCCAUGAUGGUUGGCUGCAUGUUCGUUAAGAUCUCGCGGCCCAAGAAGCGCGCCCAGACCCUCAUCUUCAGCAAGAACUGCGUCAUCUCCCGCCGGGAUGAGAAACUCUGCCUGAUGUUCCGCGUGGGGGACCUGCGGGAAAGCCACAUGGUGGAUGCCAAGAUCCGGGCCAAGCUGAUCAAGUCSCGUCAGACGGCCGAGGGGGAGUUCAUCCCCCUGGAGCAGUCGGAGUUGAACCUGGGCUACGACACCGGCGAGGACCGUCUGUUCCUGGUGGAGCCCCAGAUCAUCUGCCACGUCAUCAACCGCCACAGCCCCUUCUGGGACAUGUCAGCCGAGUCACUGCGCCGCGAGCAGUUCGAGAUCAUCAUCAUCCUCGAGGGCAUCGUGGAAGCCACAGGGAUGACGUGCCAAGCCCGCACCUCCUACACGGAGGAUGAAAUYCUCUGGGGAUACCGCUUCGAGCCCUGCAUGUCCCUGGAGAAAGGCGCCUUCCAGGUGGACUACAGCCGCUUUGAGAUGACCUUUGAGGUGCAGACGCCGGCAGCCAGCGCCAAGGAGCUGCAGGAGCUGAAGGAGCUGGAGCAACAGGAGCACUCCACGCUCAGCCUCUACUGGGACCACCUGGUGCAGCCGUGCGUGCUGCCAGCGCCCGGUGAGGACGCGCUGCUGGCGAUGAGCGUCCCUGGCAGCGUGGCUGAGGGUGCCCAGGAUGAGCCACCCCAACGGGAAUUCCCUGCCUGAGCUGCCCUGGGGACUCUCAGAGUGGCCACCUGGCCACAUC